This is a messenger RNA of Knipowitschia caucasica, 519 nucleotides long. The record is from the annotation of a GenBank genome assembly. NCBI's taxonomy places the organism in Eukaryota, Metazoa, Chordata, Actinopteri, Gobiiformes, Gobiidae.
AUGUUUGUUGGGUGUUGUUGUGGGGUUGUGGGAGGGUUUGUUGUAGGUAUUGGAUGGUGGUGGUGGGGUGGGUUUGUGGUGGUGGGGGGGUGUGGGGUGUUGGUGGUGGGGUGGGGUGGUGGGGGUGGGGGGGUGAGUGGUGUUGGUGGUUGGGUGUUGUGGGGGGGUUUGGGGUGUGGUGUGUUUGGUGGGGGGGGUGUGGGUUGUGGGGGUGGGUGGGUGGUGUGGUUGUGUUGGGGGGGGUUUGGUGGGGGUGGGGGUGGGGGGGGUGGGGUGGGGGUGUUGGGUGGGGGUGGGGUGGGUGGGGGUGUUGGGGGGUGUUGGGUGUGGGGUUGGGUGUGGGUGGUUGGUUGUGGGGUGUUGGGUGUGGUUGGUUGUGGUUGGACAGGGGGUUGGGGGGGUGGGGGUGUGGUGUGGGGUUGGUGGGGGGGUGGGGGUGGUGUGGUGGGGGUUUAUGAUUUGAUGAUGGUAUUUAUGGGUGGUAAGGGUAGGGUUAUGAUUGGUAUGUGGGUGUUUUAG